Messenger RNA from Acinonyx jubatus (cheetah), 1969 nucleotides. It is a transcript of the gene TCTA, whose product is annotated as T cell leukemia translocation altered. The transcript has 3 exons. The coding region runs from base 271 to 639 and encodes 122 amino acids. NCBI's taxonomy places the organism in Eukaryota, Metazoa, Chordata, Mammalia, Carnivora, Felidae. The record is from RefSeq and is a predicted model, not a curated record.
UGGGGCAUCACGGGAACUCCAGGGCUAUAAAAGACCUGGUUGCUAUUUUAUGCUUCACGACUCACUCAUCCUUUAAGUAAGCAGGGUGGGGCAGGGUGCGCGUGCGCGGUUUUAAUACUCCUCCCUAAACUGCCAACUCUUCGCGCAAGCGAAGUAGCCUAGCCUUGCCUAGUUUUACGCGUGCGCACUAACGGCCCUGGCCCCGGAAGACCAGACGCCUGCGCAGUCGGAACUACGGUGACAGUCCCCCGGGUGGGGUAUGGGCCAGUCAUGGCGGAGCCUUGGUCUGGGCAGUCCUUGCAGGCUCUUCCGACCACGGUGUUGGGCGCGCUGGGCACCCUGGGCAGCGAGUUCCUGCGGGAGUGGGAGGCGCAGGACAUGCGCGUGACCCUCUUCAAGCUGCUGCUACUCUGGUUGGUGUUAAGUCUCCUGGGCAUCCAGCUGGCGUGGGGGUUCUACGGGAGCACGGUGACAGGGCUGUAUCACCGCCCAGAUCCCCACCCCCAGCCUGCUGCAGCUCUGGAUGUGUUCCUGCCCCCAGGUCUGGGCGGCCAGAACGGAUCCACACCUGAUGGCUCCACGCAUUUCACUUCGUGGGAAACAACAGCAAAUGAACCUCUCAAAACCCACAGAGAAUAAGGGAAGGCAGCAGAGGGAUCUCCAGGGACAUCACCGGGUCUGCUGGUUCCCACACUGGGUUCUGCUGCUGCCCAGACCCCAGAGACUGCAUGGGGGGAGGGGUUGGGGGCAGGGAGUACCCCAGUGCUUGAAGACCUGGCCCUCCACUGCUCUUGGCCUUGCCUCCAGCAGCUCCAGGCAUUGGGCCAGUAAAGUUUGCCUCUACCCAGAUCUGGGUGCCUUAAGGAGAGAAGACAUGUUCCUCCUCUCUCAGGGGUCAGCUCAGGAGGAGCCUCUGGGUUGGGGAGGCCAACAGUCCAUUUUCUGCCUUGGCUUUUUCCUGUCCCCCUUCCGAUCUGCUGGGAUGUGACCCCAUAGAAAUUUCCUUGAGAAGAAACUUGAGGUUGACCAGCUCUGGGAUUUGUAAGGGAAGUCUGUUUUCUCCUAAGCUCUUGAAUUUGUUUUUGCUUUGUUGGCAGGGAGCCAGGAAAGACUGGCCUAGACAUGGCCUUAUACUCUAUGGUUACUUAGCUGGCCAUUCAAGUGUAAGGCAGGGGGCGCUGGCACUACCUGGAUGUGGAGGCACCGAACACCCACUUCCCUAGCCCAUCCAGAGCUUUUCAGGUGUGAGUCAGGCUAUGGAAAUUGUCCUUUCCUGAAUAUUAACUCAUUUAUACUCUUCUCAAUCCUUGUUGGGAGGUUGGGUGCCUGAAAGACGCUAAGCCCCAAGGGUGACCUUCCACCCCCACCCAUGGGGUUGUACCCUGUCCCCUCACAGAGAGGUACUAAGCAGUUACCGCUGAGUGGCUCUGCCACUUCAUCACUUCCCAUCUUGACCCGGAACCACAAGAGCUUCAUCCUAAGAGGCCACAGGCUCAGCUCGUCCCCACUAGCACCAUCUCAGCCCCCAAGAACCCUCCCUCAACAGCCGGGAAGAACCACAGGCUGGGCAGGCCUGCCACUUACACAGUGGGCCAGGGGAGCUUCCAAAGGUGUGGGAGGCACAUGCCAGUUUCUGAAAGCAGCAUGACCCUAGAACUGCCUCCCUUCCUGAAGGCUGUAUUUCUAUACUUGUUUCUGCUGGACCACCAGCUACCUCAAUAUCCCGCUGCCUGCUUCCUCUAUCCAUCUGGCAGCCUUUGGCUAGGCCACCUUUGCAGCAGAAACACACUGGAAGUAGGACUACACUGAACUUGUGUACGUGUAUCUACUUUGGAGGUAUCUUCUGACUGGUAGGAUGAUGGUUUUGCAGCCUCAGGCCUACCCACUGACACCACCACACAUAGAAUCAGGGUCUCACCUUUUACCCCAGGUUCAGCUGAGGAUGUGGCUUAUUAAACUUGGAAGUGCA